AUGUCUGUGAGCUUCAAAUAUUGGGAGGACUGCGUGGACGCAGAGGAUAUGGAAUUGCUGUGGAUGGAUCCAGACGUAAGCAAGGAGUGGACAGACGCUGGAGAAAGUAGAGGGAAAAAAGUCCUCCUCUCAAGAGAUCCUGACGGUCAGCCUUUUCUGACGCAAACGGAAAUGAGGGUAAAGUGAACAUAUUUCUACCUGUUUACAAGGUUUUUUGCUCAGAAAAGAAGUAGACUAAUCUGUAUUAUUAUGAAAGGGAGAAAUAAAUUGAACUAGUGUCUCACUUGAGAUACGGUAUUGCCAGUGGAUAUGUUCAUCCUCUUAGUUGCAAAAGAACAGGCUUGAUAGUUUGCUAUCUGAUCAUUAGUGGAUUAUUAUUUUUUACAACCUUUUUUUUAUAAUGUAUCACGUUGUCUCGUUCAUAUUGCAUACGGAAAAACUUAAUCGAGUAUAUUCGUGUACUAUUGAGCAAAGUCGUGUAAGAUUAUGGUGAUUACAAUGUCUUCUCGUUAAAAUUCUCCACAGACUUCUAGCUUUGGUCUUUCUGUUGUUCAACUUAGAAAAAUUACUGGAAGGUCAACCUUUUGUCACCUCACUGAGGAUUUCUAAGUUUUGAAUAUUUAUAGGUUUUUCAGGAAAGCUGCAUAAACACCCAUAGUAUGUAAAACAUAUGCAUAUACCACCAAGUAUUAUGCAAUUGAUAAAUUCCAUAAAUAUUUAAAUUGCUUUUUGGAUACCUCAGGUCAACUUACAAGAAAUACUUUUACCAUUGAUUCAGGCAGUGGCGGGAAUUAUUGUUCGCAGACACUUCCCAUCGCAGCUGGAACCAGUAAUUUCUGUUCUCUAAGCAGACAUUGUUUUUGUAUUACCCUUUGAAUAUCACUUUAACAGUAGUCUCAUGCACUGGCUUACAAAACUUGUAUUGUAGAGCAUCUCCUAAUAUUUAUGGCUUCCUUUGUGCAUGAAAGAAUAGCCCGGAGUCACUCUUAAGGUUCUUGCUAUUAUUUCUGUAGACAAAUAAUAAGCUAAUUAUUCUUAUUACUCUGCCUUUGAGCUCACCACUAGGACUCUUUGAAACAGCCUGAACUGAGAAUGAUUGAGAAUUAACGAAUCCUAUCUGAGACUAGAAAUUUUCAUAAGUAUUUAUAAUUGGGUGAUUCUCUCUCUGAAUAAAAAGCCAAUAAAAUAGCUUCCUAUAGUUUUUAUUAUUAUAUCUGAUGCUUGUAAUUUGAUUAGCCAUGUUCUACGAGCCACGUUUGGAGGUAUGAUUAUUUGUCCCUGCCUGAUACACCGGCCCCACCGGUCCCACCAUCUCCAUGACCUCCCUCCUGCCACUGUAGGCACUGACACGAAGGCUGCCACCGAUGAUCUUCCCCAGUGUUGUCAGGUAGGGGGUGAUCCCAAAGUACUCCUGCGCACCACCGUAGGCCAGUCUAAGAAUAAAAAAGGUGAAAGAUUUGUGGAUUCUUUUGCAUGUUUUAGGGAUCUGCCACUGAACCGCACAUCUGUCAAGCCCUUUUUUGAUUAUUCCUGUUCUCAGUUUCUUUUUAUUGAAGUUACGCCUCUGUUAAAGGUGGUAAGCAUGCUUUGGGUUACACUAUUCAGAUCCACAAUCAGCUUUCUCUUGUAGGCCCUUCUGUACUAUUCUCUCUGUUCAAUUUUUUGAAGCUAUUCUUAUUUUCAAUUAAUUCUUGACACUAUUAAGCCAAUAUAUCUCCACUAAGCAUGCUUGAUUUCUACUGCAUGUGUAACUAGUUGACCCCUGUCAAAUAAAGUUGAAUAGUUAUUUGCUGAGAGGACACUGUGAUAUGUUUGAUAGCAUCCUCAUUUAUUAUUUCUUCACUUCUCAUGCGCUCCCAGUGUGGUACAUUUGCAAAGUUUCGUUGCAAAAUCAAGAUAAAAAUCAUUUUUUUAAAAGUUUUAUGUUCAAAUUUAUAACCUCAAUUUUAUUGUUUUUUUUUUUUUUGGGGGCGUUUGAGUUGAUAAGAUUCUGGCAAUGGUAAAAUUAGCAGCAGUAUGGGAAAGCAUAGGAAGAUCCCUCAGUUUUUCAUCGUUUGAAAGUGAAAUGGUUAAAUUUUGCAUAGGUUUUAUGUGUUUAAUCUAAUCUACAUUUCACAUAGGCAUAGAAAUUGGUGUUCGGAUGGGUUCUUGUCGGUAUUCUUCCAAGUAGGGGGUGGGAUCCUGUUCCCCUCCAGCAAAUCCCUCGUCCACUUGCAAAUUUUAUUUUCCCUCUGGCUCUCUUUCCUUCUUUGGUUUGCCAUUCUUUUCUGACAUGCCAUUGACAAGCAGAAGCAUGUAAUCACUACCUGAUAAGCCCCUGGUAUCUCAAGAUAUUAUUGUCAACAGUCACUAGGCAGCCUUUGAUGCCUCAUCUAGUGCCCUUCCUGGUCAUCCCUAUUUCUCUUUACCCUGCUAACCUAUGUACCCAAAUACCCAUCUUCUUUCCUCCUCAGGCCGACAGACAGCUGACGCGUGGCUAAUUCAUCAGUAUCUCUUCCCCAAUGCUUGAAAAACCUCGCAAAGAAUUGAGAAAUAAGGCGUAGCAUGCAGAUCAGAUGGCCAGCGAGAACAAGAGGAAAAUAUCCCAAAAACAGAAUGACAAUCUAUGUAAUCGUUGCAUGGAUGGAAACGAAAAGUUGUUGCGCUUUCUUUAUCGUCAAGAGAUUGAUUUUAACGGUUCAAACUUCCACACUUCGGAUUCUCAUGUUCAGAGAUGUGGCAUUACCAUGAGAACAACGCGUCAAAGUAAGAGUGCCAGUGAUUUAUUUGUUAUGCUUUGUAUACUUAUUAUAUUAGUUUCCAGCAAAGAUGUUCAUUUAUACGAGAAAAUAUAAAUUCCUCGUGGUUGAAUAUUUCUCUCGUCUUCAUUCAUGCAGAUUUGCAUGAUUCCUAAAACUUGAUGAUUCAUAUAUUUUAUUUUUAAUGUUGAUUUGUGCAAUGCUCAUCCUGUGUAUAACAAGGAUUAAUUUCUUCGUAUUUGUCUUUCAACAUAUUUUUUCCAUUUACCUUUUUCUGCAGGAGAUGAUUUGCGCACUUGCUGACAUUGAAAGUGACAGACAGCCUCUUGCAUUGCGACAUGAUAAAAAGACGAAAGAAACUCGGUUAGGGAUAAUGGUAGUGUCUCAAAAAACUGCAGAAUGGCUUGUUCGGUAUGGAUCAUGAUAAUUGUCAAUCACAUAAGGCAUUGAAGUGUUUCUUUAUGGCAUAGUUGCUGGAAAUAUAUGCGAGUUAUUGUGAGUGGACUUUUCAGGGAGAUGGGUUAUCAGAGUUAUCGAAUUGAGGGCAACCCGGAGCUGCUUUACAGGCCUUUCAUCAAUAUUUAUUUUGGUGCUGCCUAUAUACAGUGGUUGUCCGGUUAUGAUGGAAAGUAAGUUUGUUGCUAUUGGCAUUUUCUUUUCUGUGCCAUCGUCUUCUCGUCAUUAUGUAUUAAUUUUGACCCUAAAAAACUAGUUCUAAUUUGUGCAGAAAAAAGAAUGAGGAAUUUAUUGUCAGAGCUUACCGAGGUGGCACAAAGAAGGCGACUCACAAGUCAACAUUGGAAUACUUCCAGAGAUACCUCUCUGCCAAACGGAGCUUGCCCUCAUGGAGGUUAUUUUUGAACUCCAAGUUCUCAUUAACCAGGCAAUAUAGUUAUCAUAAUGGACAUUUGACGUCAGCAAGGCGUUGAUAGUCCAGUGGCUAGAGCUGGUACUGCCUGGGGUUUGGAUUCAUGGGGUUUAUACUAUAAAUGGGUACUGGUCCAUUAAUGCAGGUCAAAUUUGGGUUGAUGAGUUUCAUUUUGGAGGCUCAUAUUUUUUAUGAUCAGUUUUCAUCAAUGCUGGUUUUUCAUUCUAGUUUAUUUGGACCAUUUUCACCCCAAGUUGUGCUAGUUAAGCUCUGGAUUGUGCAAUCUUGUGUAAUAAUCGAAGACAUUCCAUCUUGAAUGUAUUCAUGACGACUAAUACACGAAAGUGGUAACGGAUACCUUUUAAUUUGGGGUUAUUCAAUCAUUUGCCAUUAUAUUGGAAGAUUAUUAAAAUUCUUUUGGUAUUCUUAUUCCUACGCAGAGAAACACAAACGUCUGGAAAUACAUCUUUGAUACCUGAAUCUGCUGGUGUGGCUGUACCUAGUUCACUGGAGACAGGUAGUCACUUUUCUUGGUACAAGAGAACAAAUUUAUUGAUUAGGUCAUACUUUCCUAACCGAGUCAAGUUCAAAAAUAAUAGAGAUGCGGACAUAUAGAUGUGAAGGCAUGUGUAUGUUAUAUGUGAUAUUUUCUCAAACUAAGAUAUCAUCAACCAAAGAAAACCAGUGGAGUAUACCGUUGGGCCUCUCCAAAAUGGCCGUACACCAAAUGACAGCCAUCCAAGGAGACAAUCUAGUCUUCCCUCUUCAUUAACAUUACGAGUGCUUGUUGUAAAGAUCCAAUAGUCCCGUACCAUGAGUUGGUUGUGUCCAGAAUCAACUUACUUGUGGCAUCUUUCCCUGGAAUAUGUCAUUAAUGCAAAGGACGGAUUAGCCAAAAAAAAAUUCUUUGUCAUUUGACGAAAAGGGCUCACAGUUGUUCGAGGUUUAUUUUAUACUAGUAAAGGGGGGGUUUUUUUCUGAAGCUAUCUAGGUAGCAAAAUUGUAUUAAUAAAAAUGUCUUAAAAUUUUUGAGGUAAUCAAUGCUAUGAAAUUCAAGACUACCUGUACAUUUAACCAGAGCCUAAAAAGUUAGACCAUACUAAAGACAAAAGGAACAUUCCUUGAUAAGCAAGUGGUGAAGAGACAUUUCUCCGAAUAUCUCCAUAUUUGCAGAAAUUACUCACUUCUCCACGAUCUUUCAGCUCUAUUAAUGAUUUUCUUUCUAUGUUGUUGGCAAUUUUCUUCCGCUUCUCUCUCACCAUCAAAAUGAUUAAAGAUACCAAAGAAGAAAGGCAAAUCAUGAUUUAGUUUGCUAUGAUCUCUCCGACUAACCUUCCUUCCACCAAAGUUUCCAAUGGACAUACAUCUUUCAGAGCAACGACAUAUUUAAAUUUAUAAUUGUGAAUUGAUUUUUUCUUCCAGAGUCUCUGUUUGGAAUGAUUUCCCUCGUAUAACUCUUAUUUGGGAUACACACGGUGAAAUCAAGUUAUUUACAAUUUGAAUUGUGAAAAUUUGAAUAUUGACUAUACUAUUGGCUUCUAGAACUUCUGUUUCAUGCUUCGAAAUCGUGUGUGUUGUCCUCAAGCUUUCUUUAGUGUGUCAAUUUUUGGGACGGAUCUUUGGAGCAGGUGACAGAUGGACAUAUUGGGACUCAAGAGCAUCUCCAGAGGACAUGGAAGAAUUAUGGAAGAACCCUGAUGUCCUUAAAGAGUGGACAAAAUCUGGGGAAAGACAUGGAAGGGUCCGUUUUUCACAUGAUGCACAAAAGAGACCAUAUUUAUCUCGUGUUGAAGUGAAGGUAUGCAAAAUCAGAAAGAAAAUUAAUUAGUGACUUAAUUUCCAGUGCCCGGAGGAAAAAUAUAUAUAUAGAGUUUUCGCUCUAUUUUAUUUUCUAUCUGGUAGGCAAAAUGUCUUUUUUUGUAUCUCUCUCUCUCUCUCUCUCUCUCUCUCUCUCUCUCUCUCUCUCUCUCUCUCUCUCUCUCUCUCUCUCUCUCCCUCUUCUCUCUCUCUCUCUCUCGCUCCCUCUCUCCCUCUCUCUCUCUCUCUCUCUCUCUCUCUCCCUCUUUCCCUCUCUCUCUCUCUCGCUCCCUCUCUCCCUCUCUCUCUCUCUCCCUCUCUCCCUCUUUCCCUCUCUCUCUCACUCGCUCCCAAGACAAACAUUUAGGCUGCUAAGAUUUCUUUCACAUUAUGUAACGGAUUGACAAGUUAUUUGUGCAUAAAACCUUAUUCAACUACCCUUAUUGGGAACACAAGAAAACCAGACCAUGAUAGAGGUAAUCAGUGAUUCUUUAAUCAAUGGCACCUUGAGAUUUCUUUUCCAAAUUGAGGUUUUCCUUCAAGUAUGAAGCGUAAAAUACAGUAUGCUGGAUGCUUAACCUGGGAGAGAACAUUCAUGUCUCAUGUGAGGUCUGCUCCUUAAUGGACAUCGUCAAGCACUAUUUAGGUUAAAUUUCCUGAGAUACGUAAACCUCUUCUCCCCCAUGUAGGAUGUCCUCUUCGGCAACCCCACAGUUCCUGAUAUACUCUUACUAAGAAAGAGAAUGUUCUCCUUAUACUCUGGGUAUUUGGAUUGUAUUUUCCUGAACUUACAUUUAUUCAACAUUCGGAUCUCUUUCUUUAAGGUUUUCUUCUUUUAAAUUGAUAUAACCUUUGCUCUCUUGGCUCAUAUUUCUCAUAUUUCUCAAGUUCUUUUGUGCCCCUACGAAUUCAGAAAUCGAAUGUCGGCUUAAAUGGUGCAUUAUAGUACUCUGAUGCCCACUAUGUGACAACAUGGUCUUUUAUGCAAUGAAGCAUAUAAGAAAUAGCAUAAGGUGCAAACAUUUCUUAGUUUAUUCCAAGAACAAACAUGCUGCUAGGCUCAAGAGUUGUGUGAAAUCCCCCGUUUCCAAUCACUCUCCCUAUUUUUAUCUUGGUUUUCUCACACGUAUUCAUUGAGAGAUUAUGAUGAUGAUAUACAUUUCAUAAUAACAUCGUCUCCCCAAUUCUGGCCAUAGCAUUUAUCAACAUGAUGUUCCAGCUGUUUUCACUGCAGGCAGUUGCUGAAAUGAUUAUUUCAAGAUAUUUCAAAGCUGCAGGAGUGAGAGCUGUAAGUUUUUGUUCACAAUACAGAGGACUAUAAGUUCCUAUGAACCAAAAUUUUCUUAGUGUCUGCAUUACAUUCUGCCUAAAAUUUAAUUCUUUUUCAUGAAUAUCAGUGUACAAGUUCUUCUGCAUUCGGCAUAUAUAUCACCCAUUUGAUGAAUAUUGUCCUCUGUACAGUCAGCAUUAGCUGCUCUCGCUGAGAUGUGCGGCAUGCGCUUUGUGAAUGGAGUACGUGCACGCACUGGAUUGAUGGGAAUCGAUUAUCCUACCGCUGUCUGGCUGUACAAGUGGGUUCAUAACAAACCUUAAGCCAAUUUAUAUUUAUUAUUAUUGCAAUAACCAUCCCCAUAAUUCGCAUUUAUCCGUCACCUACUGCGUGCAAAGUCAACCCUUCAGACCUCUUGUUUACCUGUCUUUGCCUGCUUCUCGGUUGUGUUUAUCUUAUUAUUUCACGAUUAAUUAAAUAGGCUGUGUUUCCUUUCUGAAGCGAUGUAGGUUGCAGAGCUUACAAAGUCAACUCUGUGGACGAUCUGUACAACCCAUUUGCCUCCAUGUACUUUGGCGCAUCCUAUCUGGCAUGGUUGUCAGUGUAUGAAGGGAGGUAGGCGAAAAAUUAUAUAUCAAAAAUAGAAAAUUCCCCAUUCACAACAGCAUGUUGACAAUUUAUUCGGUUGCCAAAAGAAUGUGCAUGCAGUCAGAAAUCAUAUAGAACAUUUCAGACUGGAAAACCCAUUGUCUUACAACAUCCACGUGGCAGCCAGAUACAGAGGCCCGGCCUGGGUACAUCGUAAGGGAUGCUUGAGCUUGAUCUGGGCUAGGAGAAGACUGAGCUAUUGCUUGACGUUUAUCUGUAAAGGGAAAUAUUACCCAAUUCAAUACUUUAAUUGACCCUCUGAUAAUACCAAUCUCAACAGGGAAAGAACGCAGCAGUUUGUGGUCGAAGCCUAUCUGGGUGGUCCAGAGAACGUCAAUCUCCAGGAAACGGGCCCUCUCUGGAGUAAGUUCCUAGAGAGCCUGAGCAAUUAUGAAGACAUCAGGAAGUACGGCCCAUGCUCUUACCACUGCUGA
Messenger RNA from Spirodela intermedia, 7755 nucleotides. NCBI's taxonomy places the organism in Eukaryota, Viridiplantae, Streptophyta, Magnoliopsida, Alismatales, Araceae. The record is from the annotation of a GenBank genome assembly.